CUUGUAAACAGUAAAGCGAGAACAAUUCGUUCCGGGUAAGGAAAUAAUUCCGGCAAGCGCAAAGAAUCCUGGGAGGCCUUUGGCUCCAAUUCCCCGGCCAAGAUGUCUGACAUGGAGGAUGACUUCAUGUGCGAUGAUGAGGAGGAUUAUGACCUGGAAUACUCAGAAGACAGCAACUCUGAACCCAAUGUGGAUCUGGAAAAUCAGUAUUAUAACUCCAAAGCUUUGAAAGAAGAUGAUCCAAAAGGCGCACUCAGCAGUUUCCAGAAGGUUUUGGAGCUGGAAGGUGAAAAGGGAGAAUGGGGAUUCAAAGCACUAAAACAGAUGAUCAAAAUAAACUUCAAACUGGUCCUCAAAGAAGAAGAAAGAAGACGAGCCGGGCUGCGCGAACAACUGGAUGAGGGUAACUAUCCUGAAAUGAUGAAUCGAUACAAACAACUCUUAACCUACAUCCGCAGUGCUGUCACCAGAAACUACUCGGAGAAGUCUAUCAAUUCCAUCCUGGACUACAUCUCCACUUCAAAACAGAUGGACCUUUUGCAGGAGUUUUAUGAAACAACACUUGAAGCUCUGAAGGAUGCGAAGAAUGAUCGAUUGUGGUUUAAAACCAACACAAAGCUUGGUAAGUUGUACUUGGAGCGUGAAGAGUUUGGGAAAUUACAGAAAAUUCUCCGUCAGCUACACCAGUCGUGUCAGACGGAUGAUGGAGAAGAUGAUCUAAAGAAAGGAACGCAGCUUCUGGAAAUCUACGCUUUGGAAAUUCAAAUGUACACAGCACAGAAAAACAACAAGAAACUGAAAGCACUAUAUGAACAGUCCUUGCACAUCAAAUCUGCCAUCCCUCACCCUCUCAUUAUGGGAGUGAUCAGAGAAUGUGGAGGAAAGAUGCACUUAAGAGAAGGGGAGUUUGAAAAGGCCCACACAGAUUUCUUUGAAGCAUUCAAAAAUUAUGAUGAAUCUGGAAGCCCAAGGAGAACAACAUGUUUGAAAUACCUAGUCCUGGCAAACAUGCUCAUGAAGUCUGGAAUUAACCCCUUUGACUCUCAGGAGGCUAAACCUUACAAAAACGAUCCAGAAAUCCUAGCAAUGACAAAUUUAGUAAGUGCCUAUCAAAAUAAUGACAUCACUGAAUUUGAGAAAAUUCUGAAAACAAAUCACAGCAACAUCAUGGAUGACCCCUUUAUAAGGGAACACAUUGAAGAGCUUUUGAGAAACAUCAGAACACAAGUGCUUAUAAAAUUAAUUAAGCCUUAUACAAGAAUACAUAUUCCUUUUAUUUCGAAGGAGCUUAACAUAGAUGUAGCGGAUGUUGAGAGCUUGCUGGUGCAGUGCAUACUGGAUAACACAAUUCACGGGCGGAUUGAUCAAGUUAACCAACUUCUGGAACUAGACCAUCAAAAGCGCGGCGGAGCACGUUACACUGCUUUAGAUAAAUGGACCAAUCAGUUGAAUUCUCUCAACCAGGCUGUAGUCAGCAAGCUUGCUUAACGGAGAAGCUUUUAUGUAAUAGCAAACCAAGUACUUAAAGGCAACAGUGCAGUCAUGUAACCUUUAAACAGGACUUUGGAUUGGUAAAGAGGAACCACUGUUGGUUGGUGUGUGUGCCCUGAAAACAAACGAAAGGAAGCGCUCUCUGAUCGGCUGGUAUGUGUUUCGCUGCUGCAUUUUACCCAAGAGAAUAAACAGCUUUAACCUCCAGAAGAUAACCAAAAUCUCACAAGACCUGUGCUGUAUUGUCGCCUUGCCCUGUAAAGUGUAACAUUCUAGUAAAGUUUGCCAUAGGCAAAUCAUGUCCUGAGCGAAGGUUUUGUCCCGACUUUUUCGAUCUACACUGACACAUUACAGUUGGUUCAGUAUAAAUGCGUUUACCUGAAAGAAUGAAAGCAAAAGAAAAUAUGUUUAAAAAACUGCAAUAACUUGAAAUGCGUAUCCUUUCAACACGUCCUUUGUAUAUUGACCUGCUGGCUGCAUUUAGCAAGGUUACAUAUAUAUAUAUAUACACACAUUAUUUGUAGACAACACUUAGAAGGUGACACACAGUCACUUAGGUUUCAAGCAGCAAAAUAAACACCUUGGCUCGGAAAA
Messenger RNA from Bufo bufo (common toad), 2085 nucleotides. RefSeq names its product COP9 signalosome subunit 2 (gene COPS2). Gene Ontology annotation, biological process: protein deneddylation. Gene Ontology annotation, cellular component: COP9 signalosome. The record is from RefSeq and is a predicted model, not a curated record. The coding region runs from base 103 to 1488 and encodes 461 amino acids. Lineage: Eukaryota; Metazoa; Chordata; Amphibia; Anura; Bufonidae. Gene Ontology annotation, molecular function: protein binding. The transcript has 14 exons.